Molecule: messenger RNA, 228 nt
Organism: Knipowitschia caucasica
Lineage: Eukaryota; Metazoa; Chordata; Actinopteri; Gobiiformes; Gobiidae
Source: the annotation of a GenBank genome assembly
AUGCAUCUGGCCUUUGACAGCAUGCUCCAGGCCUUGGACAAUGUGCCGUUGCUGCUCUACAUCCUGGCGCUGAAGACUCUGCUCUUGUGUUUGGCUUUUGCUGCAGCGAAAAUCUACCAGACUAAAAAAGCUGAGAAGGAGAUGAAGAAACAAGAGGAGGAGAAACUGCGGCUGGCUCAGAAAACACAGCAACUGAUCGACGAGCUGGACUCCAAGAAGGACAACUGA